GUGUUAAGCUGGCAGGCGGUGGAGGAAGGUAUAUCGACAUUCUGUUUAUGACCGAGUGUUAGCAAGUUACCGAGGAAAUUGACUGGAAGAUGGUCUUGCGUAGUUGGCGUCGCCCCCACAAUGGAAAACACCUUCGCUCCAUUUCCUAACCAGAGGGACGUUCUGAAGCUAAGUCUCAGCCAGAGAAAUUUCGCCAGAGACAUGUAUUUGAAACUGGCCCGAAGUUCCCCUGGCAAUAUAUUCUUCUCGCCCUUCACCAUCAUGACAGCACUCGGCAUGGUCUACUCGGGAGCUCAAAGGACCACCGAGCAGGAAAUGAAGACAGUCAUGAACUUGUCUCAGGACAGAAUUAGUCUUCACAGAGCGUUCAAGGACGUCAUAACAGACUUCCAGAAAAAGGGCGGACCAUUCGAGCUAUGCACGUCGAACAUAGCUUACGUCCCCGAUAGCGUGCAGCUGUUGCCAAACUACAAAGCCAUUUUGUCCAACACGUACCAGAGUUACGCCAAGUCGGGUAACUUUCGUAAACCCGAGUUGGUCAGAGAGGAAAUUAAUAACACGGUGAAAUCUCAGACAAACUCGCGUAUUUUGGAAAUUAUGCCCGAAGGAGUGAUAGACGAAGAUCUAAAGAUUCUACUCGUAAAUGUUGUCUACUUCAAGGGCCUGUGGGAAAAAGAAUUCGUAUCGCACACGACAGAAGGAAUUUUUUGGCUCUCGGAAGAAGAAAACAUAAAAGUUCCCAUGAUGCACAUUUCGGAAUCUUUCGAUAUGGUUCACCACAAAGAUCUUGGUGCCACUGUCUUAUCUAUGGAUUAUAAGGGUUCGAGGCUGAGCAUGCUGAUCGUCCUUCCCCUGGAGCGAGACGGCCUGUCCGAGAUAGAAGCCAAGAUGGCGGACAUGGACCUCGGCGACCUGGAGAAAGCGAUGGACAGCUGCAAAAUAGCGGUUUCCCUUCCGAGGUUCAAGAUGCUGGAGACGAUUCAUCUCACUGAUCUUCUUAUCGAGAUGGGCAUGAAAGAUCUGUUCAACGAGAAAUCGAGCGACUUGUCAGGUAUAACUGGAAAUCGUCAGCUGUUCAUCUCACAAGUCAUUCAUAAAUAUUUUCUGGAGGUGAAUGAAACGGGAACGGAGGCGGCGGCGGCGACGUGCACACCGACUUUGUGUACUUCUUGUUUCGACGUUUUGAUUUACGUCCUCUUGAUUAAGAAGCCCAGACCACCGAACUUCAUAGCAGAUCACCCUUUCAUGUUCUUCAUUCGCGACCAACUUUCGGGCUUGGUUCUGUUCAUAGGAAGACUCACCAAUCCGACGGCAUAGCGGGGUAGCGGGAGUGCGGCGGAGAGUUGGGAUUUGCGAUUCUGCUGUGGUCGCUGUUGGUUUGCUGUUCUGGUUUUGAGUAUCUUUGUA
This is a messenger RNA of Penaeus indicus, 1407 nucleotides long. RefSeq names its product leukocyte elastase inhibitor-like. Gene Ontology annotation, molecular function: serine-type endopeptidase inhibitor activity. The record is from RefSeq and is a predicted model, not a curated record. Bases 121 to 1317 code for a protein of 398 amino acids. Lineage: Eukaryota; Metazoa; Arthropoda; Malacostraca; Decapoda; Penaeidae. The transcript has 9 exons.